Molecule: messenger RNA, 2374 nt
Organism: Oncorhynchus mykiss (rainbow trout)
Lineage: Eukaryota; Metazoa; Chordata; Actinopteri; Salmoniformes; Salmonidae
Product: calsequestrin-1
Biological process (GO): regulation of skeletal muscle contraction by regulation of release of sequestered calcium ion
Cellular component (GO): sarcoplasmic reticulum lumen; Z disc
Molecular function (GO): calcium ion binding
Source: RefSeq, a predicted model, not a curated record
CAGGGGGUUUAAUAAGGGGGGCUCAGGAGUUGGUCUUGCUCUGUUCUGGGUGGUGGGGAUUGGACGUCCUUCCUCAUUUUUAUCAAAUUAUUUAUUUAUUUAUUCUUUUUUUUAACUCAUUGAAACUACAUUAAUUCCCAAAUAAGUAAGGAAACAUGAAUUGGAGCUGGGUGGUUGUGGCAGUCCUUCUGUCUUGCGGGGGACCGUCAUGGGGUGAGGAGGGUUUGGACUUCCCUGAGUACGAUGGCACGGACCGGGUCAUCGAGCUGACUGCCAAGAACUACAAGUCUGAGAUGAAGAAGUAUGAUGUGAUGGUUCUGUACUACCAUGAGCAUCCCGGAACAGACACCGUUUCCCAGAAACAGUUUGAGAUCGAGGAGCUGGCCCUAGAGCUUGCAGCUCAGGUCCUUGACGACCUUGACGAUGAGGAAAUUGGAUUCUGCCUUGUUGAUGAAAAGAAGGGCAGUAUUGUUGCUAAGAAACUAGGACUGGAGGAGGUUGACAGCAUCUAUAUCUUCACCGAGGACGAGAUCAUUGAGUACGAUGGGGAGCUUGCUGCAGACACAAUUGUGGAGUUCAUAUUUGAUGUUCUUGAAGACCCCGUUGAGAUCAUUGAGAAAGAUGGAGAAGUUAAAGGUUUCCACAACAAUGAGGAGGACAUCAAACUGGUGGGCUACUUUAAGAGUGAAAAGUCCGAACAUUAUUUGGCCUAUGUGGACGCGGCUGAGGAGUUCCAUCCACACAUCAAGUUCUUUGCUACAUUCACUCCCAAGGUUGCCAAAGAUCUGGGCCUGAAGGUGAAUGAAGUGGACUUCUAUGAGCCCUUCAUAGAUGAACCCAUAGUCAUCCCUGGAAAACCCUACACAGAGGAGGAACUUGUUGCAUACAUUGAGGAUCACGACAGACCAACCAUGAGGAAGAUGGAACCAGAUAACAUGUAUGAGAUCUGGGAGGACGACAUCGAUGGCGAGCACAUCAUUGCAUUUGCAGAGGAGGAUGACCCAGACGGUUUUGAGUUUCUGGAAAUCCUGAAGGAAGUAGCAGAGGAGCACAAUGAUAAUCCCAACCUCAGCAUUGUCUGGAUUGACCCAGAUGAUUUCCCCCUGCUUGUCCCAUACUGGGAGAAGACCUUUGGAAUUGACCUGGGCUCUCCCCAGAUUGGUGUUGUGGAUGUUGAAGAUGCUGACAGUGUAUGGAUGGAAAUCGACGAUGAUGACGACCUGCCAAGCGCAGAUGAGCUUGAGGAAUGGAUCGAAGAUGUUCUGUCCGAUGAAAUUGAUCCAGAUGAUGAUGACGACGAUGAUGAUGACGAUGAUGAUGAUGAUGAUGAUGAUGAUGAUGACGAUGAUGAUGAUGACGACGACGAUGACGACGACGAUGAUGACGAUGAUGAUGAUGAUGACGACGACGAGGAUGACGACGAUGACGAUGAUGAUGAUGAUGAUGAGUAAAUUGUUGAUGUCAUCAAUGUAUAAAUCUGGCCAAUAUAUCAUAAUCUGGCCAAUCAACAUCAUCACCUUCCUCAAAUCUUCCUUGUUCUCUGUUGAAAUAAGUCAUUAGGUUAAAUCUGUCAGCUCUUAUGGACAUCUUCAUGUUUUCAACAUCCUCACUCAGAGCAUCUUUCAAAAAGAUUGUUCUAUUUCCCAAGCUAUCCUAAACUCCCUUUGCUUUGAAUUCAUAAAAUACAGUACUUUCUCAAAGUCCCAGUCAAUUUUUUAUUCACACCUGUAACUUUGCCAUCAGUACAAUAUGAAAAGGGAAAACAUAAAACAUUGAUUUAGAAAAUAAUAUUUUCACAACUGAAUUAUUGGAUAUUCACUAGCACUUACCCUAAAAACACCUAAUGCUUCUGAUUUUAUAUUUCAGACAAAUAGAAGGGUUAACUCUGCAUUUUAAGUCUAAGGCCAUCUGUAAACUUGUUGUUUGGAUGUAUUUUAUUUUUGUUUUAUUUCUCUGGAAUAAAUGUUCGCCCCUCUCCCAACUUGUAAAAUCCAAGGGUGCAAGCCGGCUUUUCCUGCAGGUCAAAGGUCAUACCAGCCUACUCAGUUAAAUUAUUGUAACUUUACUUGAAAAGGGCGGUUAGCUUUUUUUCUUCUUGUGCACUGAAAAGUGCUGUAAAUCACAUGGAUGUUUUCUACUGAUAAAGAAAUAUAACAACAACAGUAUUCUAUUUUUUUAAACAAGAAAACUUAAACAUACUGUAAAGUCUUAAAAUAAAUGACAGCUUGGAAAAAUAUACAAAAAUGACUGGUGUUCUGGAUUCUUGUGCGCAUGUGUGCUCUUGUGUGCGAGAGAGACAGAGAGAAUAAACCGUCAUUUCUAUUAUUUGUCAUGCAUUGAAACUGUACCAUAAAACGAUAAAAGAUCAAAGCAA